AGAGAACUGGCAGUCUGCAGCCUUGGCGGCGGCCAAGUGCAACGAUCUAGGGUCCGCGGGGGCGGAGCGGCAAGAGCGGCCGCCGGGGAAACUGCGGCGGCAGCGGCGGCGGCAGAAGAGAUCCGCACCUCCGGCCGGCCAGGCCCGCGAGCUAACCCCAGGCAGGGCGUCUAUGGGGCGCCGCCUCCACCUGGCCCCGACCCCGACCGUGACCCCAGCCGGCGGCGCACGCCUGUCCUGACCUGGACUUGGGGUUUCUGCAGAAGAUCGCGUGUCCCGAAGAGGUGUUGGAGAGUACCAUGGCUGAGCAACUCCUUCCUCUGGCUUUGUACUUGAGCAAUAUGCGGAAAGCUGUGAAGAUAAGAGAGAGAACUCCAGAAGAUAUUUUUAAACCUACCAAUGGAAUCAUUCACCAUUUUAAAUCCAUGCACCGGUACACACUGGAAAUGUUCAGAACUUGCCAGUUUUGUCCACAGUUUCGGGAGAUCAUCCACAAUGCUCUCAUCGACAGAAACAUCCAGGCCUCCCUGGAAAGCCAGAAGAAGCUCAACUGGUGUCGAGAAGUCAGGAAGCUUGUGGCGCUGAAAACAAAUGGUGACGGAAACUGCCUCAUGCACGCCGCUUCCCAGUACAUGUGGGGUGUUCAGGACACAGACUUGGUCCUGAGGAAGGCGCUCUUCAGCACCCUCAAGGAGACGGACACCCGCAACUUUAAAUUCCGCUGGCAGCUGGAGUCUCUUAAGUCUCAGGAAUUCGUGGAAACGGGGCUUUGCUACGAUACCCGGAAUUGGACUGAUGAAUGGGACAGCCUUGUCAAAAUGUCAUCCACGGACACACCGGUGGCCCGCAGUGGACUUCAGUAUAAUUCACUGGAAGAGAUACACAUAUUUGUCCUUUGCAACAUCCUCAGAAGGCCGAUCAUUGUCAUUUCAGACAAAAUGCUGAGAAGUUUGGAGUCGGGUUCCAAUUUCGCUCCUUUGAAGGUGGGCGGAAUUUACUUGCCUCUCCAUUGGCCUGCCCAGGAAUGCUACAGAUACCCCAUCAUUCUCGGCUACGACAGCCAACACUUUGUACCCCUGGUGACCAUGAAGGACAGUGGACCUGAAAUCCGAGCUGUUCCACUUGUUAACAGAGAGAGAGGAAGAUUCGAAGACUUAAAAGUUCACUUUUUGACAGAUCCUGAGAAUGAGAUGAAGGAAAAGCUCCUGAAAGAGUACUUGAUGGUGAUAGAAAUCCCUGUUCAAGGCUGGGACCAUGGCACCACCCAUUUAAUUAACGCUGCAAAGUUGGAUGAAGCUAACUUACCCAAAGAAAUAAACCUGGUAGAUGACUACUUUGAACUUGUCCAGCACGAAUACAAGAAGUGGCAGGAGAGUAAUGAGCAGGGGCAGGGAGACCCACACCCCCAGAACCCUCUGGGACCUUCCGUGCCGCAGCUGUCUCUCAUGGGCAUCAAAUGCGAAACGCCCAACUGUCCUUUCUUCAUGUCCGUGAACACCCAGCCCCUGUGUCACGAGUGCUCGGAGAGGCGGCAAAAGAAACAAACCAAAGGCCCCAAGGCCAACUCCAAGGCGGGCCCUGAGGCGCUGCCCCGCCUGGUGCUCGGGGCCUCCCGGGGGGAGGCCUGGAGCCCCGAGGAGCCCGCCGGGGGUCCCCACUCAGCCCCUCCGACAGCACCCAGUCUCUUCCUGUUCAGCGAGACCACGGCCAUGAAGUGCAGGAGCCCCGGCUGCCCUUUCACCCUCAACGUGCAGCACAACGGCUUCUGCGAGCGAUGCCACAACGCCCGGCAGCUUCCCGCGGGCCACCCCGCGGACCCCGCGCAGCAUCUCGACCCGGGCAAGUGCCGAGCCUGCCUCCAGGACGUCACCAGGACGUUUAACGGGAUCUGCAGUGCUUGCUUUAAAAGGACUACAGCCGAGCCCGGCCCGAACCUCAGCUCGGGCAGCCCCCUCUCCUGCCACCAGCGCUCCAAGUCCGACCCCUCACAGCUCUCCCAGAGCCUCUCCCCGCACGCCUGCCGCGGAGCCGGGCCCAAGGCCCCCUCUGGCCGCCACUCCCCGGCCGCACGGACUCCCGGGGACAGGACGGGCACCAGCAAGUGCAGGAAAGCGGGCUGCAUGUACUUUGGGACUCCAGAGAACAAAGGCUUUUGCACGCUGUGUUUCAUCGAGUACAGAGAAAAUAAACAUUUUGUCCCUGCCUCAGGGAAAGCCAGCCCCACAGCCUCCAGGUUCCAGAACACUGUCCCCUGCCUGGGCAGGGAAUGCGGCGCCCUCGGAAGCAGUGUGUUUGAAGGAUACUGUCAGAAGUGUUUCAUCGAAGCUCAGAAUCAGAGAUUUCAUGAAGCGAAAAGGACUGAAGAGCAGCUGAGGGCGAGCCAGCACAGAGACUUGCCCCGAGCCCCCCAGAACACCUGGUCCAAGGGCACGCGGGCCACCUGCAGGAAUGUGCUGGCCUGCUGCAGCCAGGAGCUAUGCAUGGAGUGCCAGCACCUCGGCCAGCGUGUGGCCACCAGCGCCCGGCGGCCCGAGCCCGUCCCUGAGGAGCCCCCCACGCAGCGCUGCCGGGCCCCCGCCUGUGAGCACUUCGGGAACGCCAAGUGCAACGGCUACUGCAACGAGUGCUUUCAGUUCAAGCAGAUGUACGGCUAACCUGACCCAGGGGGCCAGCCCCGGCCCGGAGGGGCCUGGAGCCUUAGCUCGCGUGGUGCUGUGCUCCCAGCGCCCCGGUGCCACCCGGGGGUCCAGCCCCGCAUGGGGGGCCAGCGUGUCUCUGAGCAGGGCAGGAAAGAAGCUCUCGGUCACCAGCCUGGAACCUGAGCGAAGCGUGUGACUGGCCGCGGGUGGCGUGGGCUUCAGCCCAGAGCUCCCCCUCCUUCCAAGCAGGCAGCCAGGAACCUCACGGACUCAGAACGCGCGCCAGGACUGCUGCCUCAUGUUUAGAGAAAAGGGAAAAGACACAGGUCAGGCGGGCUGGGAAACUCGGAGCCAGCCCCCCGCCCUCCGUCAGCAUUUCUCGGAGAUGGGAAGCCGAGGCCACAGGCCCUGUGCCGGAAGCUCGGGAAGCUCAGGGGUAACGGGCAGACUCAGAGUGCCAGUCGUUCACGGUUUUGCCCUACCUGCCUCCUUCCUUUCCCACGGACACGGCAGAAGCAGAACCGUCCACAGACUGUGAUGCUGAGGCUGCUGAGACUGAACAAGUCCACGGUGAAAAGCACACCAGCUGCUCUUUGCAAUAUGCACCUUGUAGAACUCAAUAUUCUCAGUGGGCAGGUGUGUAACUCUUUCGGUUAUCACUGUCUUUACUUCUAAAGCUUAACUUGAACUGAGGUGAGCAUAAACCUGGAACAUACAUAAUGGCCCCUUAUGUUACAUAUGAGGGAAUUUUGUUUGUUACGUUGCGCUGCUGCCCUAGAAGUUUAAGUAAGAAGACUGACUGAUAAUAAUAACCUAUUUUCUGGUUGUUGUAGGGGCAAGCACAACUCAUAGGCGUGAACUCCACCAGCAGACUCUUGUGUCUGUGUAAUCACUUUAUUUAUUUGAUUGCAAACUUUAAGGUUAUUUAAGUGAAGCUGUUUCUUCCGGUCUGCAGAA
This is a messenger RNA of Kogia breviceps (pygmy sperm whale), 3596 nucleotides long. RefSeq names its product TNF alpha induced protein 3 (gene TNFAIP3). Gene Ontology annotation, cellular component: cytoplasm; nucleus. Lineage: Eukaryota; Metazoa; Chordata; Mammalia; Artiodactyla; Physeteridae. Gene Ontology annotation, molecular function: zinc ion binding; cysteine-type deubiquitinase activity; DNA binding. Gene Ontology annotation, biological process: cell migration; protein K29-linked deubiquitination; protein deubiquitination involved in ubiquitin-dependent protein catabolic process. The record is from RefSeq and is a predicted model, not a curated record.